Molecule: messenger RNA, 4119 nt
Organism: Zingiber officinale
Lineage: Eukaryota; Viridiplantae; Streptophyta; Magnoliopsida; Zingiberales; Zingiberaceae
Product: rho GTPase-activating protein 7-like
Exons: 26
Coding region: 518-3757 (1079 amino acids)
Biological process (GO): signal transduction
Source: RefSeq, a predicted model, not a curated record
CUCCGUGUGAUUUGUUCCGAGUUCGCGAAUUCAAGAGGGAGUUUUGGGAGGUGAGAGAGGGAAUGCCGGGGCGACGGAGACGCGCGUGCCGCGGAGAGAUGUAAACGGGGAAGAGAAAAAAGGUCAAGGAGAAGAGAAAGAGAGAAGGAGAGACGUGAGGAAGGAAUUCCCUUCGAUCGUUGUGGAAGAGGGAUUAGUAUCCUGAAUUGACUUUUUCUUUUAUCGUGUGUCACAAUCUUGUUCUACGUAGCGACAUUGCGGCUUCGGUGCCGACAAUGUUUGGAUUUUCAUCGGGCUGAUGUUUGCGGGUGCGAUCGAGGAAGUUCUGGCUCCGUAGUCCUUUGUUCCUUUGCAUUUUCUAGGCUUACGGACCCCGAUUGAUCCCCGACAACGUCUCGUCUUGAUUUAUCCUUCUUUCUUAUUACCACUUUGGAUCAGAACAUUGAUGGGCAUACUGCUUGUCUGAAUUGGUCUUAUUGUUCUUUGCUGUUAGAAGUUGGUUACUGGGAACGGAUUAAUGGCCUCAUCUCAGAGCAGUGAGAAUCUGAUGCAAUGUAAAACUUGUCUCUGUGGAGAGGGGGAUGCCAAUUUCUGGAUUUCCAGAUCAUUGGAAAAUUCUGACAAACAAACUAACAAAUGCCCCAACUGUAAGGUGUUCAAGAGCGGGCCACUUUUAAUUUCAUCUAAAGGACUUGGUUGGACAUCAUGGAAGAAACGUUGGUUUGUCCUUACACGCACGUCAUUGGUUUUUUUCAGAGCUGACCCCUCUGUUCUGCCUCAAAAGGGCAAUGAAGCAAAUUCUAGCCUUGGUGGUAUCGACUUGAACAAUUCAGGAAGUGUUGAUGUGAAAGCAGAUAGAAAGAUUUUGAUGGUCAUUUUUCCUGAUGGCCGUGAUGGACGAACAUUUACACUAAAGGCAGAAACUUCUGAGGAUCUAUAUGAAUGGAAGGUUGCAUUGGAGAAUGCUUUAGCACAAGCGCCCAGUGCAACCACUGCCUUGGUUCAGAAUGGAAUUUUUCGCAGUGAUGUGACUGAAUCAAGUGAAGUAUCACAUGAGAAAGAGAGGGACAGACAAUCUACAAAUUCUUCUGUGAUUGGUAAGCCUGCAUCGCUUGCACUUGAAGAUAUUGAUGGGAGCCCAUCUUUCUUGGAGAAGGCCCUUAAGUUCAUCGAGCAACAUGGUAUCAAAGUGGAAGGUAUCUUGCGACAGUCUGCUGAUGUUGAAGAGGUAAAACGCAGAGUGCAAGAAUAUGAACAGGGAAAAAUUGAGUUUUCUCCAGAUGAGGAUGCUCAUGUUAUUGGAGAUUGUAUCAAGUACAUUUUGCGGGAGAUGCCUUCGUCUCCAGUGCCAGCAUCUUGUUGUACUGCACUAGUCAAAGCAUACAGAACUGAUCGUGGAAACAGAGUCGACUGUAUACGAGCUGCAAUAUUUGAAACUUUCCCAGAGCCCAAUUGUCAUCUUUUGCAGAGGAUUCUUAAAAUGAUGCAGAUGGUAGAAUCUUACAAAUCUCAGAACCGUAUGUCACUUUCUGCUUUAGCAGCUUGUAUGGCUCCGUUACUUCUACGCCCUCUUCUUCUUGGUGAAUGUGAAUUUGAAGAUGAUUUUAAUAUGGGUGGUGAUGGUUCUAUUCAACUCAUGCAAGCUGCUGCUGCUGCUAACCAUGCCCAAGCUAUUGUCGUAAUUAUGUUAGAGGACUAUGAAACAAUAUUUAAUGAGAAUCUCCUGCAUGAGGACUCAAUGUCAUCAGAUCUUUACUCUGAUUCUGAAGAUGGUGAUGUUGAAGAUGAUUAUUCAACUGAUAAUGACAAUCCAGAAGACGAUGAAUAUCACAAUGGGCAUAAUGAUAGCGAUAAUUUAACUGAUACUGAUAUUUCAGAAGAUGAUGGAUUUCAUGAUGAGGAUAAUAGCUCAGGAACAAAUAUAAAUGAUGAUUCUGAUCAUUCCUCUAGUGGAACAGUUAGUGAAAGCCACAAAAAUAUUGAAUCCAAUGUGCAGAACAAUCAAAAGAAAGAAGAUGCAUGUGUGCAAGACAGAGAUGCUAACGAUGCAUUCAAAUGCUUUGACAUUACAGCACAUGAUCCUUUAAUACAUGAAUUUUGUCAUCAGAAGUCAUCAGCAACUGAUAAACCAGAGCCCAAGGAUUCUACAGCAGGCCAUAAUAUCCCAACUGAUUUUCAGAAACAUGAAAGUAUACCGCGUGAUGUAAGUAAUACCACCACAUCGCAUGGUAGUGCUCAUCAUGAGUCUGCUCAUAAUCCUGCAAGUUCAUUCCUGAAGUCUGUUAGUAAUAUCUUACCUUCAAGCAAUCGAAAAGUUAUAGAUAAGCCAAAACGUAAGAUUUCUUCAAAACAGCCAACCAUUUGGGGGCGUGCCUCUCAAAAGAAGAAUCUCCCUAUGAAGUCAAAGGAUUUGCCAAGUGAAAAUGAGAGUGCUAUUCAAAAGCUUAAGCAGACUAAGGAUGAUUUGCAAAUCAAAUUUGCCAAUGACGUAAAAGAAAAUGUGGCUUUGCAAGAAGGUUUGAAACAACGAAAAGAAGCACUGCAUGAGCGGCGAUUAACCCUUGAGCAAGAUAUAGAAAGAUUGCGUGAGCAAUUGCAAAAUGAGAAAGAUCUGAGGACAUCAUUGGAGUCUGGAUUACUGAACAUGGGACCCAACCAUAUAUCUGUUGCCUCUGCUCUAGAUAGCAAGACAAGGGCAGAUCUAGAGGAAGUUGCUCUUGUUGAGGCAGAUAUAGCUAAGUUGAAGCAGAAAGUUGCUGAUCUUCGUGGGCAGCUUGACGAUCAGCUUACGCAAAGUUAUGAUUCCUUAUGUGAGUCUUGUGGCAAAAAUCUGUGCACUAGCGACAACUCUACACAGAAAAGGCAGCUGGAAGAAGUUAGAAGUACUUGUCCUGAUCAACAUUCAAUUAUUUUGAUCAAAGAUGGGGAAAUAAUGUAUAAGUUUUUAAAAUCUGAGCAGGAGUUGCUUUCUUCUGAAGCAGUGCUAUCUCUGGAGCAGUACAGCGAAUCAGAUAAUCAGAAUGUUAUACUCCCAGGAAGCUUUUCUCCCAAAGACUCAAUUUCAAGGUCUUCCAAGAAUAAGGGGGGAGCACUAAGCUUACCUUCUCAAAGUGGUGAGCCUCACUCUGAGCAUCAUAGCACAGAGUCUCGAGCAUUAAACUGUACCUUAAAUAGUGAAGAAUCAUCAAUGGCCACUUCUAAGAAUUAUACUUACAAGAAGGGCACUCCCAUGGUCAAUGAGAAUGCAGCAACUCAAACCCAGGAAUCAGCAUCAUUGGCAGAUGGGCAACCAUCUCAGAUGCAAAGGACAAAGCGGAACGGUGGUAAGUUAUCCAAGGGGAAUAAUAAAAUUUCAUCAGCUGAAGAAGGGUCAACAAAAGUUGGACAGAAUAUUUCAAAGAAAUUCAUGAUCUGGGGUGAUUUUGGAAAGAAAGAAGCUCAAGAUCCACAAUUGACAAAUAAACAGAGCGUUCACAAGAAACAAUCAAGUGAUCCUACAUUACAUUGUUUGAAAUCUCAGACUUCUACUGGCAUUUCAUCUUCUGAGAUGCCAGCAGUAGCGGGACACACUGGAGAUGCAAAAGGAUUUAGUUUCAAACUUGAGGAAACAAUUUCUUCAUCAUCUUCAGCACUCGUUAAGUUGACAAAUCGUCUGAACUUUCUGAAAGAACGGCGUGCGCAACUUGCAAAUGAGCAAACAAAGCAGAAUACUCGAAGAUCUGCCCAAGAUAGUUCUCAGAGAACAAGUGCCAGAUGAUUAUGAAUCUAGAAGAUAAUUUUUGAAGUCCUGGUACUUGUGUACAGGUGAAAGUUUCUCUUCUGAAAAAUAAGGUUUGCAAAAUGUUUUGAAAACAAUGGCAUAAAAUUUUGAAACAGUAGUUUAUGAGUUUGUGGAAAAUCUGACCAUUUCUUUCAUUGAGGGUUUUUGUUGAUUGAAAGAAUCUACCUCUCCAUUGCUGUUUCACUUCUCGAUGAUGGCUUCCGUGAUAUAAAAUCUAGUUAUACCAACAUGCCAAGGAAUAGUGUAAAUGAACAGUCAAUGCCUCCAAGAACCAAAUUUCCACAUCGAGCGGUAAUGCUUUCUUCAUCCUGGCCUUUAGGAGCUUGUAUUUGCACCUA